AUGCCGAAUGGCAUCAGUAAGCGUCAGCAGCUGCGCAAUGAGAAGACCCUGGCCGAGUUGAUCCGGACCGUUCCUGGCAAUGACCGGUGUGCCGAUUGUGAUGCCCUGACCCCAGGAUGGGCGAGCUGGAACAUGGGCCUCUUCCUGUGCAUGCGGUGCGCCGCAAUCCACCGGAAGUUGGGCACACACAUCUCCAAGGUCAAGUCUCUGUCGAUGGACACCUGGUCCGCAGAGCAGGUGGAUAACAUGAAAUCCCACGGCAACCUCCUCAUGAACAAGAUCUACAACCCCAAGGAUAUAAAGCCGCCAGUCCCGAGCGAUAUUGACGAGGCAGACUCGUGCAUGGAACGGUUUAUUCGGCAAAAAUACCAGUACCGGUCGUUGGAGGACGGCAAGCCCAAGCCUCCUAGCCGAGAAGACUCGAGUUAUACCAAGCGCCACGAAUCGAGACGCGAUGACUACAGCCGUGAUGAAUACAGACGCGACGACUACAGACGUGAUGAUUACAGACGCGACGAAUCGAGACGGGCUGCAUCACCGGAUAGAUCCCCUGAGGGUUCGCCGCCUCCGCUGCCACCCAAGUCAGGCAAGUUCUUUGGAUUUGGACUUCGGGGAUCUUCCUCAACCUCAAACCUACGCCGAUUCGGAACCAAGAGGGAUUCGCCAGGGAAUGACCAGCGGCCGUGGUCUCCACCGGCCACAAAUAGGACCACUGGAAUGGGAGCACCGGUUGCUGACGUGACGACUGCCUCGUUGGAAGCGAAGAUGGCAGCGCUGCAGGAAUUGGGCUUCACCAACGACCGACGUAACGAGAUGGUCCUCAAGGGUCUUAACGAGGACUUGGGCCGAUGUGUUGAGACAUUGUCGAGACUAGGUGAAGGAAAUCCCGACUUGAUAAGGGCCUGGACCGCGAAGCAGAGCGCUCAAACAAGAGCCGUAUCUGCCACAGUGCCUGCCGCCGUUUCCAAGCCAGAAACGGCAAACAACCCUUUCGAUAGGGCUGUUUCGAACCCAGUUCCUCAACAGUCGCAGCCUGCGCAGCCCGCACAGUCGACUUCGUACAACCCAUUCGACCAGUUCACUCAGCCACCGCAACCUGUGCAUACGCCUCAGUCGGCUCAGCCCCUGGAGAACUCUUUCCAGCAUCUCCAGGUAUCCCAACCCUUGUUCCCGCACUCCACUGGUGGAUAUCCGAGCCAAGCUAGCUCCAUGCAGCAGCCCGCAUAUCAGCAGCCGUACACUCCGCCGGUUACAGCAACAUUCUCCCAGGGUGCUUAUGUUUCCUCGCCCCAGCCUGUGGACAACAACUAUAAUCCAUUCUUUCAGACAGCGCCCCAGCCGCAGGGCGGCAUGGCCAGUCAAACCUAUCCCAUUCCGGGUGCCGCGCAGACCAAUCCAUUCUUUAACACUGCCGCGCAGAACCAGACACAACAGCAACAGCUAGCACCACCGGUGCCAUCAAUUUCGGUACCUCAUCCACCUCAGCAUGCAAACACUAUGCCGGCGAUGUCGUCCACUUCGCCAUUCGGCACAUCUCCUUUUGGAUCGACACCUCAUUUCCAGCAGCAGCAGCAAUUUCAAAAUGCUAGCCAAGGUUCAUAUAAUCCAUUCCAGCAGUCUACGGGACCACAACCCCCCCAGAGUGCAAGUGGUUAUCCCAACGGCUUCCCGAACCAAUACCAGCCGCAGCAACCGCAGCAAUUGGCGCCCCAAGCUACUGGCCACAUGGAUAAAAACAGCAUUCUUUCUCUCUAUAACCUUGCUCCCUCGCCCAGCAACGGAAUUCCUCCAAUUCCACAACAGCCCCAGUCUCAGUACCAGUUCCAACCCAGUGCAGGGACCAGCCCUCUUCCACCACUUACCCACUCUCUGAAUUCUACCCCACAGACCCAGCCCGGAUCCAACAUCCAAACUCCACAGCAGAGCACUGCAAACCAUAACCCAUAUGGUGGUGCCGGUGCGGGUCUAGCCGCUCAAGCAGGCGUGACUUACCCAUCUUCUGGAUUGGGCAUCGGAAUGGGUGCCAACGGCACCGCAGCUCCUGCUCCUGCCCCAUCCCCGGCAAUGGGAAUGGGCAUGAGCUUGAGUGCUUCGAAUCCCUAUGCUUCCAACCCUAGUCCUUUCACUUCGGUCAACGCGAACAUGCCUAGAACGCACAUGAGCCAGCCAAGCGUUGAUAUCAACGGACUGCAGAAUGGUCGACACAGCCCAGAUGCUUUUGCUAGCUUGAGUGCGCGGUAUGGUUGA
Molecule: messenger RNA, 2247 nt
Organism: Penicillium pulvis
Lineage: Eukaryota; Fungi; Ascomycota; Eurotiomycetes; Eurotiales; Aspergillaceae
Exons: 4
Coding region: 1-2247 (748 amino acids)
Biological process (GO): intra-Golgi vesicle-mediated transport; endocytosis; endoplasmic reticulum to Golgi vesicle-mediated transport
Cellular component (GO): Golgi apparatus
Molecular function (GO): protein binding; GTPase activator activity
Source: RefSeq, a predicted model, not a curated record